AUGGUUGAUUCCAACUCACCUAAAGAUUUUAAUACUCCUACAUCUCUGGCACUCAAUGCCAAGUCAGUCCAACCCAACCCCAUCCCUCCUACUCAAACAGCAGUCCCUCCUCAGGCACUUCAAGAAGUCUCUAAGAUGAUGGAGAUAGACCCUAAUGCUCUCCCUCUAAUUGUGAGCCAAAAUCAAAAUUCCAAUGAUUGUCUGCCUGAAUCCUCCAUCAUUAAAGCUAAAAGAUGGAAGAGGUCAUCCCAGAAGGAAGGUAGACUGCAAAGAAGUUCCUCUCCCAUCAUCAUUGUUGAACCAACCAAAGGUAGCAAGAGAGGAAGAUCAGAUCAAGUUACUCAAGGGGCAGAAAUACAUGGUGUUAGAAAUAUUGUACGUUCCGAAAAAUGGGAAAGGCAACAAGUCCCAUUACUAGAAUCUUCUCUACCACGAGGCCCGGUUCCACCAUCAAGUAGUUCAUCAUGCACGUACAUACCGGGCCAAGGCGGAGGCCCGUGCCCGUCUAUGGAAGCUUCUUCCACGGCCAAAGGUGGUGGCGUUAAUUAA
Molecule: messenger RNA, 549 nt
Organism: Striga asiatica
Lineage: Eukaryota; Viridiplantae; Streptophyta; Magnoliopsida; Lamiales; Orobanchaceae
Source: the annotation of a GenBank genome assembly